Molecule: messenger RNA, 1609 nt
Organism: Solanum lycopersicum (tomato)
Lineage: Eukaryota; Viridiplantae; Streptophyta; Magnoliopsida; Solanales; Solanaceae
Product: zeatin O-xylosyltransferase
Molecular function (GO): UDP-glycosyltransferase activity
Source: RefSeq, a predicted model, not a curated record
CUUUUUUGCUUUCACAACACAAAUUGUGUAAGUCAAUGUUUUUUAUUUCAUAUUUCAUAAAUAUAAUAUUCUUAAUCAUUUCAAGAGCAACUUCAAAAAUAUUUUUUACAAGUUCAAAUCUCUUAGAGAGAAAUACGAAAUUUUGAUUUUUAUAAAUUAUUUGUAACACAAGCUCAAUCAGGAGACAUGGAGGAUCAGAUAGAAGUACGAAAUUUCGAUUUAAAACAAGAUGAAGUAGCUAUAGUUAUGGUUCCAUUUCCAGGACAAGGCCAUCUUAAUCAACUUCUUCAACUUGCUUGUUUAAUCACCUCAUCAUAUGAUGAUCUUCCAGUCUAUUAUGUUGGCUCAGCUACACAUAAUCUUCAAGCUCGUGUUCGAGCCAACGCGUUAAAUCCUUCAGACAUAGCCAAAAUUCAUUUCCAUGAUAUCCCAACACCUGAUUUUACCUCUCCUGCACCUGAUCCUAAUGCAUUGAGCAAAUUUCCAUCACAUCUGGAGCCAUCAUGGGAUGCUUGUAUGCUUCUUCGCGAGCCUAUUGCUUCCUUCUUACGCGAUAUUUCCUCAAUAUCAAGACGAGUCGUUGUUGUUCAUGAUUCUUUAAUGUCCUAUAACAUUCAAGACGUUUCAUCCUUGCACAACGCGGAAUCCUAUAUAUUUAAUUGCAUUUCUGUGUUCACUUUCUACUGUAUUAUAUGCUUGUCCGUUGGAAUGUCUGUUCAACUUGAAGAGGAAUUGCUUAAAAAGUUACCUUCCCUUGAUGGAAUUAUGACGGAUAAAAUCAGAGAUCGCGGAGCUUCUCAGAGUCCAUAUUUAGAUAUUAGAUCAGGUGAUAUACAUAAUACAAGCAAAGUGAUUGAAGGUAAGUUUCUUGAUUUGUUAGCACAAGUAGCAAGUGAUCAGAAGAAGAAAAAUUGGGCAAUUGGACCACUUUUGCCCACCAAAAUGGAUCGUAUAUCGAAUAGGGAGGAUGUAUGUUUGGAUUGGCUUGACAAACAGCCUCCAAGAUCAGUACUUUAUGUGUCUUUUGGAACAACAACUUCAUUUUCUGAUAGGGAAAUCAAGGAGCUCGCGAUGGGAUUAGAGCAGAGCAAACAGAGGUUUAUAUGGGUGUUGAGGGACGCGGAUAGAGGAGAUAUCUUUACUGAGGAAGCUAGGAGAGUUGAGUUGCCAGAAGGGUUUGAGGAAAGAGUAAAAGGGGUCGGGUUAGUGGUAAGAGAAUGGGCACCACAACCAGAAAUCUUGGCUCAUUCGUCUACAGGCGGGUUCAUGAGUCAUUGUGGAUGGAAUUCUUGUAUAGAGAGUAUUACUAUGGGGGUGCCUAUAGCUGCUUGGCCUAUGCACUCUGAUCAACCAAUGACUGGUUUCUUGGUGACGGACGUGUUGAAAAUAGGCCUGAUUGUGAGGGAGUGGGAGAAACGCGAGGAGAUGGUGAAUGCAUCCACUAUUGAGGACGUCGUGAGGAAGUUGAUGGCAUCAGAAGAAGGCGAUGUGAUUAGAAAAAGAGCAGAAGAAUUGGGAGAAGCUGUAAGGCUGUCCACAGAGAAAGGGGGGGCUUCUCGAAUGGAGUUGGAUUCUUUCAUCGCGCAUAUCACAAGAUAGACUUCAUCUU